AUGCCGCUCCUAUACGUUAGGGCCGUCGCCCCCUUCAUGUCCGGCCACAACGCAACAGACGUAAUAAUCAACGAAAUCCACUUCAACCGCACCACCCUCGACCAUUACAAUUACACCCUCUACACAAAUGGCACUCUCUCCAACGGCACAGAUUGCUACCUCGCCUUCCAGCACUUCCGCCCCUACAUGUUCGCCAACAACGGCUCCUUCAUCAACGGGACUUCCUGCUACGCGCCUAUCCAUGAUAUCGGCCGCCAUGCCGGUGUGGGUAUGGCAUUCGCCUUACUCUUUGCUAUCUCGAUUAUAUUCAACUUAAUUGGGUUGAGGAAGCAUGGACGGCGGUACCUGCCGCCUCCGGCGGAUGAUUUCGAGAGGAGAUUGCGCUUGAAUUUGAAUUUGCCGAUUGAUAAGCGCUGGACGCCAGUUGGGAGGCGGUGGAAAUGGUACUGGUUGCUUGCGUUGAGUGUAAUUGGGGCUGUGGGGGCGUUUAUGAGUAUUGAUGUGGACCGAGACCAUGUGCAGAGUUCGCCGUUGGUUAUCCAGAGUAUUUUUUAUACGCUUUUGACGCCAGUUAUGAUGUCGGCGGUUUGGGAGGGUGUGCGCCAUUGGGCAACAUUCCAACAUCGCCAGAUCACAUCCCGCGACCCCUACGCCUUCACACAGAAAUCCACCCGUGAAACACAAGAACUCUACCUCCCGCUCGUCUUCUACGUUUUCGCAUUCAUAAACUUCUUCCUCGCCGUCCCGCGCAGCUGGGACAGCAUCGAACUCCAGCGCAGCCCGUCACAAACUCUAAAUCGCGCGAAACCCUUCGCCACAGACUCUCGCUUCAAAGCAGCGGGAUUCAUGGCCCUAGUCGCUGUUGCUGUUAUCUGCUACAGCCUUGAGCACAGUAUUUACCGGUACAUCCCGAAACCGAUCUCCACCAGUGCUCGAAGAAAGACAUGCGGAAGACAGGCCAUGUUCUACAUCCAAGGCGCGCCCUCCCAGUACCUCCUCGCGGUAAUCCUGCUCCUCGUCAAAAUCGCCUACGACAUCGCCUCAGCCUGGGACUGGAACAUCUCACCUCUCCGCUACGGCGUGCAUCCAGGGUGGAUCUACGGUCUGGGAUUCGCCCCAGCCAUCCUACUCAUAACACUGUUUAACAUUGUGGGCCUCUGCGAGAUAAACGAGGACAAAGCAAUUAUCUCACAACACAUGGAGAUCGAAACCGCGCUCGCCAGCGACACUCCCCUAGGCAAAAAGAGUCGGAUGGAUAAAUGGAUCGGUCGGUUGCAUUUACCCAUGAGUACACAUAGACGGGAGAAAGAGGCGCGCGCUGUUGAGAUGGAGAAUAUUAAGAAGGAUGAUGGGGUUGAGGUUACUACUGCGGAGAGGGGUAGUCGGUCUAGUGGGACUGUGACUAGGAAUCCUUUUUUGGAUAAUAGUAGUGCGGAGGAUUUUGUGGAUGAGAUUUUUAAAGAUGUUGAGGAGAGGCAGCGGGUUUAG
This is a messenger RNA of Aspergillus chevalieri, 1488 nucleotides long. Its product is annotated as DUF2434 domain-containing protein. The record is from RefSeq and is a predicted model, not a curated record. NCBI's taxonomy places the organism in Eukaryota, Fungi, Ascomycota, Eurotiomycetes, Eurotiales, Aspergillaceae. The transcript has 2 exons. The coding region runs from base 1 to 1488 and encodes 495 amino acids.